Salpingoeca rosetta is the source of this 2040-nucleotide messenger RNA. Its product is annotated as WEE protein kinase. The transcript is spliced from 15 exons. Gene Ontology annotation, cellular component: cytosol. Gene Ontology annotation, biological process: protein phosphorylation. Bases 1 to 2040 code for a protein of 679 amino acids. Gene Ontology annotation, molecular function: ATP binding; eukaryotic translation initiation factor 2alpha kinase activity. The record is from RefSeq and is a predicted model, not a curated record. Lineage: Eukaryota; Choanoflagellata; Craspedida; Salpingoecidae.
AUGGCGACAAUAUCGCCAGACGCGUCACUCAUUGUAUCGUCGCCGAAAGGGAGACCAACACCGAACCUCUUGAACGCCUCAUUUGUGAAGAAAAGCGGUGUACAGCCGGCAGGAUCGCCACAGAGGGAUCGCAACGCCCCGCAUUUCAAGGAAGCACUCGAGCGGAUGCUGCCGGAAGACUGUGUGCUGGGUCAGGCGAAGAAUACAAAGGUUCACCUCGUGAAACGAGACAAUGAAGUCGUGUGCGUUCUCAAGAUUGCAGAGGCGCCCGAGAAGACGAUCAUGGAGCUGCUGAACCCCCAUCCCCACUGCAUCCCCUGCCGCAUCACCCGUCUCACCGAGGAGACCGCGUCCCAAAAGCACUGGGUGAUCCAGAUGCCAUAUUAUCCACGAACGCUGAAAGAAGAGUGGAUGCUUGGGCCUGACCACAAGGUGGACGAAGACCACGUGUGGACCUACCUCCUCGACAUGACCCUGGCGCUGCAUCACUUGUCGCAGCACGGUGUCGUCCACAAGGACUUCAAGGACGACAACAUCCUGUGCGGCCCCCGGCUCCUCCCCUCCGGCGCACGUGACCCUGUCGAGCCAACUGCGUGCGUGCUUGCAGACUUUGGCGUGGCAUCUGCACAAGUGACGUCCUCUGGUGCGGCCCGCUUUGGUGCUGACGGCGAUGGCAUCAUCAUGGCGCCCGAAGCGAUCCACGCCCCGUCUCACAAAUCAGACAUGUUCAGUCUCGGCCUGACGAUGGCUGGCCUUCGCAGCGGCUUCCUACUCCCGCGCGGCGGCAGCGAGGCAUACAACAGCAUCCGAAGAGGGUCGUUGCCCAGCACUUUUCUUGAUCCGCAUGCGACGUCGCCGGACCUUCGACGCGUCCUCGAGUGGCUCGUGUCCGUCAACCCCGACCACAGACCGAGUGCACGUGAACUUCUGCGCACAGAGCCGCUGAGAUCGCGGCUUGUGCGACGAACCUGGCGCCACAUCACCUCCACCCCUCUGCCCUUCCUCGUCCCCAACAUCUUUCUCUUUGCGCUGCUAUUGCUUGCUGCUGCCGUGCACAUGCUGCUUGGCCUGUCCCCAGACGUCAUCACCACCGCCUGCAUCUGGUGGCUCACCGCCGCUGCCGAACGCAUCCCUUCCUCCCUGAAUUCAUGCACCCUGAUCACACCAUCAGAGAGCGAGAAUCAGGACAAUGACGACAGCGUCGUUUCCAGUCCAGCUUCAACCGGCAAGCGACGAUUCAGUGGCCCGUACGACAGCGACGAUGACUCAUCGUCGGACACGGAUCCACGCGAUCUCGUGAAGCAGCGUCUGCACUGGGACGACUACGAUGACCACAGUGGCAGUGGCAGUGAUGGUGACGGUAAUGAUGGCGAUGACGAUGGCAAUGACGAUGGCGGUAGCCGUCGAGGUGAUGGUGCUGGUGCUGGUGCUGGGGGCAAUUUGAGCCUGAGCGGUCGUCUUGGCGAGCGCAGUGUGCUUGGGCGACGCAGUGAGGGCCUCCCGCGCCUGUCGCCAACACUUGCAUCCACACCGCGCCUCGAUGUGCUGAACAUCCCACGCCGCAGAAGCAGCGGUGACGGCAGCGGCAGUGGCAGUGGCAGUGGUGGCAACAGCGUUGGGCACAUUCGCAGCAGCAGCGGCGGCGGCGCCGGCAACAGCAGUGCUGCACACUUUGGAAGCGAGCUCGUGGUGACCAGCCCCCAGCUGUGGAGCAGGAGUGCACAGCACAGGGACAGGAGCGACCACAGUGUUGACGACAGGCGAGCUGCGUAUGGCAGCAGCGGCAGCAGCGGCAGUCACCGUGGUGGGUUUUCAGGGCUGAAUCUGAAGAGUAACGUGCGACCGGAUGCAAUGAGGAGACAAGAGCACUUGCACGAUGGUGGUGGCGAUGGCAGUGAACGCGAAGAGGAUGAGGACGGCGGUCACAGCUUUGGUGACGAUGGCAGGGGAGGAACAGCGGCAGCGUUGCUGCUGAUGCGGAGCCCACCACGAGGUCACACGGGCCCCGCCUCAACCGCACGCAGGCGGCGGCCAGAAUAG